AUGGAACUUCCCUCGAUCAACAGCACCACUAGCAUAUCUGAUAAUACUGAUUUGAGAAACUAUUAUGACAAAUUAUUAUUCACUAAUGCAAGUGGUAAAUCAUUGAAUGAUCUUCCCCGCAAAGCACAUGCGGCGCAACAAAUAAACAAGAAAGUUAAUGAAACUAUUCAUGAAGAAGACACAGAGAGAGCACCAAGAAUAGAUUUCAUUGAAGGGUUUGGCCAUAGCCCAAGAGCAAAUGUGCCAUUAUCUCCUCCUCAAGAACAUGCUAGAAGAAGAUCUAUAUUUUUUGAGAACUCUUUGCCCCAUCAUAAUAAUAGCAGUAACGAUCGUAACGAGAAUAGAAGCCUGGGUGGAAAUAUGACACUAAGUCCUGAUAUGAUGCUAACACCAUUAAAUUCAGGUUUUGGGAGUGCAUUUGGUAGUGCUAAUAUUUUCAAUGAAGCCAGAAGGUCUUCGUACAUCGCAGAUUCGUUAAUUCAUAAUCAGAAUAUACAUGAAGGUCAAAACUUGGAGAAAAAUGGAACCAUCCAAGAUACUUAUUCAAGAUAUGCAGUAAAUGCCGACAUGAAAAGUCCUACCUUUAAUAAUCACCAACAACACUUCGAUAACCCUACAAGAAUGGAGUUAUUUGGUACUGGAGAUUAUGUGAGCCGCCGUAAUUCACAACCAGCUGGUGCCAACCAGUUCCAACAAAGCCAGAAUGCUAACCAGUUUACAGAUGGGAAUUAUUACAAGAAUACCAACGGGAACAAUUUCCAAGCACAAUACCCUUAUGAUUACUACGCAUACAAUCAACAGCCACAACAAACUGCUUAUAAACCUACAUAUGACUAUAAUUAUGGGGUUAGACAACAACCUCAGCAGAAUCCAAAUUAUUAUCCAAAUACUCAAGUGGGUGGUAAUGACAGUGGUGAUAACGGUUUAGUGGUAAUUGAUAGCAAGCAGUUGGCGUCUUCGGAUAAGCUAUACGACUUAUAUCAGGAAUGUGGUUCCAAAUACUUUUCUGCUAAAGAAGUGUUUGAGUUUAUGGACUAUUUAAAACCGAUGCUAGAGGCUACAUCAAACGAGAAUGAACUAAGUAAUGUUACCAAAAGCCGUCUUUACAAGUUCCUGGGGUUCUUGAAGAGCUGUAACUUGAAUUAUAAUCCUCAAUCUGAAGCCUUUGUUACGGCAAAUAUGAACAAUAGAAGGGGGAAGGGCACAGCGUCUUCAUACCUUCAUUAUAAGCCUUUGGUAUUGGGUGCUCUAAAGAAUGGUAAGCUGGAAUUACUGUCAAUUCCUCAAAACAGUAACUUAGCGCUCAAGAAGGGUGAUCUAGUUAUUGUAGAUGGUGAUAGAGGAAAAGAUUUGAUUCUUGUAGUCGAACCUAUUGUGGAUUUAAACCUUGCUUUGAUUAUUAACUUUUUGAAGAAAAAAAUACACUUUGAUUCAUUGAUAACAAAUAAGAAUCAACAUUAUCCUAUCGAAAAGUUUGUCAAGGCUCUAAUCGACUCUACAAACGGUGUUGGCGACGAACUAAACCCCAAACUUUACGAUAUUAUAGAGUUAACGCAGCUAGUAGUUCCUUCAAAACAAGUUUUGAGAUUUGCAAAUUCCUGGGAGGUCACAACAAACCUGCACAACAAGUUUCAGGAUGAGUUGAAGGCUCUACAUAUUGCUCAACUGAAGUUACGGUCUUUAAACAGUGGGUUAAACCACAAUCACCGCAACAACAGUGGUAACAGUACGGAGAGUAACAGUUCAAGUGGCACUCCUCCUAACGAAUCUACAGAUACUUCUGGAGACAAAGCCGACGAAAUGUCUCAGAAAGUGAUUAACAAGCAAUCGUGUACCCCACGUUUGAACAUUAAGAUAUUGAAUGCCGAAUUCCAAUUUGAUAGAAAGAAAUUGACGUUUUAUUAUGUUUGUGAAGAGAGGAAUGACUUCAGAGAAUUGAUCAAGGAACUGUUCAAAUUCUACAAGACUAGAAUUUGGUUAUGCGCUAUUCCUAAUAAUUUAGAAAUUGAUAGAAAGUACUACGACCCUAACCGCAAAGAGAUGGAGAUGUACCAGAAGAUGAUGCAGCAAUAUAGUGCGGAUGAUUAUAACAAUGGCAAUGACAACAAUAGCAACGGUGUGAAGGACGGUCUUGUUGUGGCUCCUCCUUUAAAGAGUAUAGAGCUGGACAACUUCCAGAUUGGUGUGUAUACUGAGUUAGUAGAGCACUUAUUCAACACUCCGGUAUAA
Nakaseomyces glabratus is the source of this 2229-nucleotide messenger RNA. RefSeq lists its product as uncharacterized. Gene Ontology annotation, cellular component: cytoplasm. NCBI's taxonomy places the organism in Eukaryota, Fungi, Ascomycota, Saccharomycetes, Saccharomycetales, Saccharomycetaceae. The record is from RefSeq and is a predicted model, not a curated record.